AUGCGCCCACUACGAGUCUUCAAUGCACCGUUCGUAUCUCCUAUGGGUGUGGAUCUGUAUAAAUAUACCGGCAAGUGCUCUUCCGUCGUCGAGGCGCGUCUGCUGCGGUUCUGGGAGGUGAGGAAUGUCAAACGCGGCGGUGAGCUGAUGUGGGUCGACAUGCUCCUUAUGGACGUGAAUGCGACUAUAAUGCAAGCCACCAGCAACGCUAACCGGCUUUCAACAUUCCGUGAAAGGCUCUCCGCCGGAACCAUGUAUUCCAUCUCCGGCUUUGUCGUGGCUCGAUGUGCUCAGAACUUCAAGCUUACCGAACCGAUCCGGUAUCUCCCUUACCUGAAGAAGGAUUUCGGUUCCGUAACCAGACCGAGCUGGUUGGAUUGGCUAACACGAACAAUCAGCUUCCAGAUGUCGGUUUAUCCAUGUAUAAUACUAAUACCAAUCUCCAAUUUCGUAGAUAUCAUAGGUGAGAUCAGUGCGGUGAAGAGCACCGUGAGUGAACCUCCGGAGGAUAAAAAAAUCGUGUCAUGUGAUGUGUCUGUUACACUUAGCCUAUUCGACUGUCAAGCUGUUUUGUUUCACAAAAAGCUUGAAGGCAUGCGUGAUGAUCCAAAGGUGAUUGUUGCCACGAACAUCAAUCCGAAGAUGAUUGGAGGUCAUUUGUUUCUCAACGCAACAUCAGGGACGCAUGUUUAUUUUGAUAAGGAAACCAAUGCAAGAGAAUCUUUCUUCUAUAGAUUGGUGGCUAGGGACACUGGUCUUACACCUGCUGCACCACUACUGAGGGCAUAUGCAAAGGUCGAGUCUAUGACAAUCGCCGAGCUAAACAAUUUUGUCAUCACUGCUCCAUCACAGGAAAUCGAUUUCUUAUGCACUGGAAGGGUCUCGAGCGUUGACGCGGACAAGGGGUGGUGUUAUGUUGCAUGCUCUAAAUGCAGUAGGAAGUUGCAGCGCUCUGUCGCUGCGUUCGAGUGUGCGCGAUGCAAUAAUUCUCACGCUGUUGGAUCUCUACGUUAUCGUGUCGAGAUGGUGGUAGCGGAUGAAACCGCCGAAGGGACAUUCGUCUGUUUCGAUGGUGUGAUGAAGAAGUUACACAAUCUCAGAGCAAGUGAGGCUGGUCAGAUGUUGGCUGAAGAAGGUGUCAAUCCUGAAGACUCUAUUAUGCCUCCGUUCAUUGCUGAUAUGGAUGGCAAGACUUACACUUUUCAAGUUAGAGUCACAGCGUACAACUUCACUGUCAAUCAUCAAUCAUUCACCGUCUCUCGCAUCAUCAAUGAGAUUGAGCGCGUUCCAGCCCCUGACUUUGUCGAUAAUGUAGGGGAUGAUGAUGAUGAUGAUAAGCCAGAUGUCAAGAAAGGACAAGGAAAGUCUGCAUCCGGCGAUGGCGUUUGUGAGGCAUCAAAGAAUGCUGGAAAGGAUCCAGUUCGUAAUGCGCAUAAGAAGGUGAGUGUUGCUUGA
This is a messenger RNA of Brassica oleracea var. oleracea, 1455 nucleotides long. RefSeq lists its product as uncharacterized. The record is from RefSeq and is a predicted model, not a curated record. The transcript has 11 exons. NCBI's taxonomy places the organism in Eukaryota, Viridiplantae, Streptophyta, Magnoliopsida, Brassicales, Brassicaceae. Gene Ontology annotation, cellular component: nucleus. Gene Ontology annotation, molecular function: DNA binding. Gene Ontology annotation, biological process: DNA replication; DNA repair; DNA recombination. The coding region runs from base 1 to 1455 and encodes 484 amino acids.